AUGAUUGAGCUCGAGCAACUGCUCCUGUUUACCGGGUGGUCGGUCGUUUCGGAUGUAUCGCUGUGCGCACCCUUCCGCUUGGCUUUUCAUAUAAUCAUCGUCAAUCCACGCAACCAUGCUGUUGUUGCUGCUUCUGAUGGUGGUGCUGCUGCUGUUGCUGCUGCUGCUGCUGCUGCUGCUGCUACUGCCACUGCUCAGUGCGCUUCCGCAAUCCGUAAGUUUGCUGCUGCUUGA
Messenger RNA from Gongylonema pulchrum, 234 nucleotides. The record is from the annotation of a GenBank genome assembly. Lineage: Eukaryota; Metazoa; Nematoda; Chromadorea; Rhabditida; Gongylonematidae.